Molecule: messenger RNA, 969 nt
Organism: Lactuca saligna
Lineage: Eukaryota; Viridiplantae; Streptophyta; Magnoliopsida; Asterales; Asteraceae
Source: the annotation of a GenBank genome assembly
AUGACUCAUCGCAAGGUCUGUGUAACGGGUGCAUCCGGUUUCCUAGCUUCCUGGCUCAUCAAGCGACUCCUCUCAUCUGGUUAUCAUGUCAUUGGCACUGUUAGAGACCCCGCAAAUGAAGCAAAACUAGCUCACCUAUGGAACCUUGAAGGAGCAAAGGAGAGACUCCACUUAGUGAAGGCGGAGCUAACAGAAGAAGGAAGCUUCGAUGAUGCAAUCAUGGGAUGUGAAGGCGUCUUCCACACAGCUUCCCCUGUUCUCGGACAUAUUACAAACCCUAGGGAGGAGAUUUUAAAGCCAGCUGUUGAUGGGACACUGAACGUCUUACGUUCGUGUAAGAAGAAUCCGUCACUGAGACGAGUCGUGUUCACCUCAUCGUCUUCUACAGUAAGAGUAAAAGACAAAUUUGACCCUGAAAAACCCGUUGAUGAGUCCUCUUGGAGUUCCGUUGAAAUCUGUGAGAAGUAUCAGAUCUGGUAUGUACUUUCGAAAACCAUGGCAGAAAAAGCAGCAUGGGAGUUUUGCAACGAAAACGGGAUCAAUCUCGUGACUAUUCUCCCCUCGUUUCUUGUUGGACCAAGUUUACCUCCUACUUUAUGUUCUACAGCAUCAGAUAUCCUCGGAUUGCUUCAAGGGGAAACAGAGAGGUUUAAAUGGCAUGGGAGGAUGGGAUAUGUUCAUAUAGAUGAUGUUGCUCUUUGUCAUAUUCUAGUUUAUGAACAUGAAAAAGCUCAAGGACGAUAUUUAUGCAGCUCAACUGUAAUCGACAAUGAUGAACUUGUUUCCAUUCUGUCAUCACGUUAUCCAACACUACCAAUUCCAAAACGGUUUGAGCAGCAUGAUCGACCAUAUUAUGAGUUUAACACGACAAAGAUAACCAGCUUAGGGUUUAAGUUCAAGUCGAUUCAAGAAAUGUUUGAUGAUUGUAUCACCUCUCUUGUUGCACAAGGCCAUCUUUCUAUUCCUUAG